CGCUACGGGCGGCUCGGGUCCGAGCGUCAGCUGAGGAUCAUGCUGCUGUAGUUCACCUUCACAGACAGUGGGAUCAGUGGGAUCAGUGGGGCCGGAGAGAACAUUACCCUGACCGCUCUCCACAGCUCCAUCAUCUACAAUCAGGAUGCAGGCUCCAAGACCAAAAACAAAGAGCUGUGGGACAAUCUGUCUCAAAUAUCUGCUUUUUCUUUUCAACAUUCUUUUCUGGCUGGCAGGAGGGACCGUGCUGGCGGUGGGAGUGUGGACUCUGGUGGAAAAGAACGACUACAUCAGUUUACUGAACUCCAGCUUCUACUCGGCGUCGGCUUACAUCCUGAUAGCCGCUGGGCUCGUUGUGAUAGUGACGGGCUUGAUCGGAUGCUUUGCCACUCUGAAGGAGGCGAGGAGUCUUUUGAUCGUGUAUUUGGUUUUGUUGCUCUGUGUUUUCCUGCUGGAGGUCAUUGCUGGUGUCCUGGCUUACAUUAACCACCAAGAGUGUUUCCCUUUCUGCAACCAGCUGGAUGAGGAGCUCAGACAGAAUCUGAAAGGGACCAUGGAGAUGAAAUACGCUCAGCCAGGAGAGGAGAGCAUCACAGAGGCUAUUGACAAACUUCAGCAGGAGUUUAAGUGUUGUGGAAGUAACAACUCCUCUGAGUGGAAAGAGAGCCUGUUCAUCCUGGCUGCAGGGAAUCCUCGGAUUGUUCCUGACAGCUGCUGUAAAACUCUCGGCGAAUUCUGCGGCCGUAGGGACCAUCCGUCCAACAUCUACAAGGUGGAGGGAGGCUGCAUCAUGAAGUUAGAAGAGUUCAUCCAGAGUCAGUUAUAUAUUCUCGGUUCAGUGGGUAUUGGGAUUGCAUUUCUGCAGCUUGUGGGGAUGAUGUUCACGUGUUGCCUUUAUCGGAAUCUGAAUGAAGAGUCAUACUGAUUUUGUGCUUGAUUUAGUUUUCACCUUUUUUUUUUAAUCCCAGACGUGUCCACAACUCAGUGAUGGUGUGAAGCUGCCCUUUCAAAUUAUGAAAUGAUGGUUUCCGAAAUGCAAACCAGAGACACUAUAAUGCUGCUGGACAGCACUGCAAAAUUAAAUUGCAUGCUCAUGUACAGUAUCUUCCAUUUGUGAUGUAACCACAAUGUCUGGAUGGACUUCCAAUCAAUAUGAACAUACUGUGGAUAAUUUUUGCAUCAAGAGUUGGUCUUGUUUUUUUUUUAACCAUUUAUGAAGGAAACCUCUUUAAAAGAGAGAUAUAAAGAUAGGUAGAUAAUAUAUUUUUGUUUGGAUGCAAAUAAAAGACUUGUCAUUCAUUA
Messenger RNA from Cololabis saira (Pacific saury), 1302 nucleotides. RefSeq names its product CD151 molecule (gene cd151). Gene Ontology annotation, cellular component: membrane. Lineage: Eukaryota; Metazoa; Chordata; Actinopteri; Beloniformes; Belonidae. The transcript has 9 exons. The record is from RefSeq and is a predicted model, not a curated record. Bases 146 to 925 code for a protein of 259 amino acids.